UGCCGGGAGCCGGGAGCAAGGUUCCCGUCCCACCCGCAGCAGCACCGCCCGCCGCCGGCAGGGUACGCUCUCCACGGAGCCUGUCCCGCUCCUGGCCGGCCUGCGCCUGCGCGGGGCUUCCGCCAGUCGGCGAAGCGGCGAGAGCUGCCCCACUUGCUGCGCACUCGGACUAAGAUGGCAGCGGCGGCCCGGCUGGGUUGGGGAGCUGCGGCUGCAGCCGCAAGGCUGUGUAGGCGAUUCUGUCCUAUGAUGAAUCUGUAUACCAUGACAAAACAGCCUCUGCAUCAGUUUGUACAAAGACCACUUUUCCCACUGCCUGCAACCUUAUGUAACACAGUGAGAUACAUGUUUAUUCAGACACAAGAUACCCCAAAUCCCAACAGUUUAAAAUUUAUUCCAGGAAAACCAGUUCUUGAGACAAGGACCAUGGAUUUUCCCACACCAGCUGCAGCAUUUCGCUCCCCUCUGGCUAGGCAGUUAUUUAGGAUUGAAGGAGUAAAAAGUGUCUUUUUUGGACCAGAUUUCAUCACUGUUACAAAGGGUCGGGGGAGGACCAGCUUUUGUUUAAUAUUUCCAACGUGUCUGGAAAGUGAAGAGUUAGACUGGAAUUUACUGAAACCAGAUAUUUAUGCAACAAUCAUGGAUUUCUUUGCUUCUGGCUUACCCUUAGUUACUGAGGAAACAUCUUCAGGAGAAGCAGGAUCUGAAGAAGAUGAUGAAGUUGUGGCAAUGAUUAAGGAACUGUUAGAUACCAGAAUAAGGCCAACUGUGCAGGAAGAUGGAGGAGAUGUUAUCUAUAAAGGCUUUGAAGAUGGCAUUGUACAGCUCAAACUCCAAGGUUCUUGUACCAGCUGCCCCAGUUCAAUGAUUACUCUGAAAAAUGGAAUUCAGAACAUGCUGCAGUUUUAUAUUCCAGAAGUAGAGGGUGUAGAACAGGUUAUGGAUGAUGAAUCUGAUGAAAAAGAAGCAAACUCACCUUGAAAUAAUUAGAGUUUUCUUUGGACCCAGCAGUUGGACUUCUUGAUAAUAUAUACCAAGCUUUUAUUAUUAAUCUGCUAAGGAACUUGAGGAGUAAUAAAAUAUGCCCUUUUUUCAGAGA
Messenger RNA from Felis catus (domestic cat), 1099 nucleotides. It is a transcript of the gene NFU1, whose product is annotated as NFU1 iron-sulfur cluster scaffold. NCBI's taxonomy places the organism in Eukaryota, Metazoa, Chordata, Mammalia, Carnivora, Felidae. Gene Ontology annotation, biological process: iron-sulfur cluster assembly. Gene Ontology annotation, cellular component: mitochondrion. Gene Ontology annotation, molecular function: iron ion binding; iron-sulfur cluster binding. The record is from RefSeq and is a predicted model, not a curated record. The transcript has 9 exons. The coding region runs from base 175 to 981 and encodes 268 amino acids.